AAGGGUGGCAACUGCAGGUCACAUAGGGUUAACGCCUCGCGCAGGUUGGGCUGUAGUCCUGCCGUUUUGGCAGAGGGAAAGCAGGUCGGCCUGAAUUCUCCUAUGUCAUUUAAGGAUUUUUGUCUAAAUUGACAGUAAAACGGGCGGCUAACAGUAGUUCAAGAAUGGCUACACUGCUUUGUCUGAGGCAGUGCCAAGCCCAAGGCACUGCUAUCUCUCGUCUUCACACGAGCAGCCAUGUCUCUGCCAAACAGCAUUACAAAAUGCUUGUGCUCGGAGGAGGAAGCGGGGGCAUUACAAUGAGUGCACGAAUGAAGAGGAUGCUGGGAGCUGAGCAUGUGGCCGUUGUGGAGCCCAGUGAGAUGCACUACUAUCAGCCAAUAUGGACCCUGGUUGGUGCUGGUGCGAAAACUGUAGCCUCAUCAGGUCGUUCCACCGCAAGCGUUAUGCCGUCUGGAGUGAAGUGGGUGAAAUCUAAAGUUCAGGAAAUAAACCCAGACACAAAUACUGUCCGCACAGACGAUGGGACUGAAAUCUCCUAUGAGUAUUUGAUUGUGGCUCUUGGAUUGCAACUCCAUUAUGAGAAGAUCAAAGGACUGCCAGAAGGAUUUGAACAUCCAAACAUUGGGUCAAACUACUCAGUCAAAACUGUGGAGAAAACGUGGAAAGGACUGCAGAACUUCAAAGAGGGCAACGCUGUGUUCACAUUCCCAAAUACUCCUGUGAAAUGUGCUGGAGCUCCCCAGAAGAUCAUGUACCUAUCCGAUGCCUUUCUCAGAAAGACAGGAAAAAGGGCAAAGGCCAAUGUAAUAUACAACACAUCUCUACCUGUACUCUUUGGAAUCAAGAAAUAUGCUGACUCAUUGUGGGAUAUUGUUAAACAACGUGACCUACAAGUGAACUUGAGGCACAACCUGAUUGAAGUGCGGGCAGACAAGCAAGAAGCUGUGUUUGAAAAUCUUGACAAACCAGGCGAAACCAAAGUGUUUGAGUAUGAAAUGCUUCAUGUCACACCACCAAUGGGACCCAAUUUGGUGAUUAAAGGCAGUCCACUGGCAAAUGAGGCAGGCUGGUUGGAUGUCAACAAAGAUAACCUCCAACAUAAUAGGUAUCCAAAUGUGUUUGGGAUUGGAGACUGUACCAGCCUACCUACAGCCAAAACGUGUGCUGCUGUCGCUGCACAGUCUGCUAUACUGAACAGAACCAUCAGCAAAAUACUGAAAAAUGAGAAGCCAGAUAAGAAGUAUGAUGGCUACACCUCAUGUCCGUUGGUUACAAGCUACAACACAGUAAUUCUGGCAGAGUUUGACUACAAUGGACAACCACUGGAAACAUUCCCCUUUAACCAAGCCAAAGAAAGAAGACUCAUGUACUACAUGAAAGCUGAUAUGAUGCCUCACCUCUAUUGGCAUGGGCUUCUAAAGGGCCUGUGGGGUGGACCAGGACCAUACAGGAAACUCCUUCAUCUUGGGAUGAAAUGAAACCUCACCAUCAGUUUGCAAGUUAAUACUACAUUUCCUAAACUUUUAGGGAAAGAAGUAGCACAUUAAAUCCAGGGUGGGCACACAUAGUGGCUAGUACGGUAGUAAUAUUUAUGGCCUGGGUAUCAUGACUAAUCACAACAAGUUUGGUCAAGUUAUCAUCAAUAUUUAAACAUCUAGGUUUAAUUAAACCUGCAGUAAGUGGUACAUUGAUAUUACGGUGGAAUAAAAUGACUCCCUGCAAUGAGAGAGUCGCUCGUAGUGCAGAAAACAUUGAGCAUUAACACUCGACUCUGCAGUUCAAUGUAGCUUCUAGCUGCUUAUAGAUCAAUCUUUUGGUUCUUUUGGCAGCAUAUUGAAUGUAUGAUCUUGGUGCUUUCAUUAUCCAACCAGCAUUGAGAUUUUUAUAGGAGCCUAGAACAAAGGUUUGUAGAAGAUUCUUUGAUUUGCCACCGUAGGUGUACCAGUGUACUUUUAUAAGCCAGUAGGUUUCACCUAAAUCCCACAGCCUAACUCAAGUUAGCCAGGCUCUUCCAAAGUUUGUUUAAUUUCUUGCUGCAGAAUAUUUAGUCCAUGUUGCCCACAUACAUCCAAUAAACUCAUUGACCCAAAUUGGCCUUUUUUAUUGACACAGUUUAAAUGAACAAUUAAAAUAUUUAUGCUUUGGUACAAUCAUUUGUUUUUGCAGAAUACUGGAGGGAUGCCCACCUCUACAGCUGUAAUCAUUGUCUACCAGUCAUUAAGAGUAAGCGCACUAUACAAAUAUACUCUUUUUCAGAUUGCUACAGUAAAAAUUGUGUAUAUUGGUGGAAGUUAAUUAUAUGUGUAGUUUCUCGUUAUUUUAAGAUUUUAAUAGUCUUCAGGUGUGUUUCCAACUUAAAUGCUAAAGCAUCCAGUCUGUGAAAAUGUAUUUUUUUCCACAGUACAAUGUUUGAGCUACCAAACAUUUUGUAUUGAGUGGUUGUCUUUGGGAAUGCUUUAACAUGCAAACUACUAUAAAGGCUUUUCUUAGGUCAGAAAUAGAGUUUUGUAUUUUGUAUUUUUCUAUCAGUGCUUAACUGAGUUAUAAACAUCUUGGUGGUUAUAUAGUCGGUUUACAAACUUAAUUGUAUUUAAAAGAUGAAUUACUCUUUAAGCAUUAAAAUUACUGUGUACACUUAGAAAACCUGCUGUAAUUAUGCUAGUAAAAACUUAAAUUGUUGAUGAAAAAUCAUAAAUAUAUAUAUAAAAGUAUAUUUUCAA
Messenger RNA from Siniperca chuatsi (mandarin fish), 2723 nucleotides. RefSeq names its product sulfide quinone oxidoreductase (gene sqor). Gene Ontology annotation, molecular function: sulfide:quinone oxidoreductase activity; FAD binding. The transcript is spliced from 10 exons. The record is from RefSeq and is a predicted model, not a curated record. NCBI's taxonomy places the organism in Eukaryota, Metazoa, Chordata, Actinopteri, Centrarchiformes, Sinipercidae. The coding region runs from base 165 to 1481 and encodes 438 amino acids. Gene Ontology annotation, cellular component: mitochondrion.